Ascochyta rabiei is the source of this 1116-nucleotide messenger RNA. RefSeq lists its product as uncharacterized. The transcript is spliced from 2 exons. Gene Ontology annotation, biological process: regulation of DNA-templated transcription. Gene Ontology annotation, molecular function: zinc ion binding; DNA-binding transcription factor activity, RNA polymerase II-specific. The record is from RefSeq and is a predicted model, not a curated record. Bases 1 to 1116 code for a protein of 371 amino acids. Lineage: Eukaryota; Fungi; Ascomycota; Dothideomycetes; Pleosporales; Didymellaceae.
AUGGAUCAGCCAGCGAAGAUCAAGCCUGUACCUUCGAGCGCCGCAACAACAUCAUCGUGUUCGGGAGCGCCGUCGUGCAAACCUCCGAAUCCCUACGCACGAGACUCGUCGAGACGAGCAAUUGCAUGUGUUACUUGCGCAAAAGCAAAGACAAGAUGUGACAAAGCUCUACCCUCCUGCUCCCGCUGCGUAACCAAGGGCAUCAAAUGCGAUCCACGAUCUACACGUCGCACAUCAGAUAACAACCACCGCCCUCUCUCUACCAAGAAGCCUUUUUUAUCUUCAAAGCGCUUUGCAACGCCUGGCAUCCUCUCUUCGUCAAGCGCAUUUCCCUCCCCACGAAGCAUUCCCUCAUCCCGACAACAGGGUGUCAUGCGCGCACCCUCGCAUAUUGAUUUCCGGACUGCAGUCAAGAUGAGCCAACAAGCAGCCAUCAUAUCUGGAGUGCCAAAACUCGCUCCCUUGCCAACGUAUCACAACCAGAUUGUUGAUGAGUGCUACUCAUACGACCUAAGCCCAGAACCCGACCUUUGCCGCUUCACGCCAGAAAGUGAGCAGGCGUUUUCUAGGGGGACAACACCGCAAACGCCCGCGGAACCGAUGGGAUAUCACGAACCUUUUUCUUUGGUCGAUGACUUGGACUAUCUAGACUGUCAGACGUGGUCUGGCAACGAACUAGUGCCUGUUGGGCUUGGCUUUAGUGACAUGGAGAUGCCAGCUGAGGAGUGGAUGACGCCAACGCCCGAGCCCGAGGAGAUGGCCCAAGCGAACAUGUUUGCGCUGAAUCCCAGCUUCGCAACGCCGCUGCAGGUGCACAGCAACAUGGAGGCUACCUCCAACGGAAUGACUGCGGACUGGUCCAGCUUCCAAACCCCGGCCCAGAAUCACUCAGCCUCAGACGCAAAGCCCGCUACCGCGCUUUCCUCCCUCGGCGACUGCUCCUUCGACUCGGGAAUCGUCAUGCAGAGCGAGUGGACCCAAUCCCAGCCACACGGCACAUACGUCCACAUGGGACACAUGGUUACAUCAGCACCGUACGUGCCGAAGAUGCAGGGCAUGCCUGACAACGCACCGGUGUGGGAGGAUGUGUUUAUGCCGAGCUCAGUGCCCAAUUAG